AGCCGUUUUGGCUCAAGCGGCUCAGCGCAGCCAUGGCCAGCCCCUCGGCGCGGCGGCUCUGUGCAAUGCACGGCGCGGGGAGCCACCCGUGAUGCGGCGGCGGCCUGGAAGCUCGCCUGGCGCGCUGGCCUGCCGGUGAUGUGCCAGCCAGUGUGCCAGCUGGCAGCGGGGGAGCACGGCCCGCAGCAGCAUGAAGGCCACUCGGCAGCCUUGUCGCCAGGCAAGUGCGGCAGGCGCGCUGCUGGCUGCACGCAGACAGGCCCCAAGGCCGUGGAGCAGCUGCUGGCGGCGUACCUGCCGCCGGAGUCGACCCGGCGGCGAGGCGCGGGCCGCCUCCCCCCCGGGUCGGCCGCCUGCCCCCUCGGCCGGCCGCCGCGCCCAGCGCAGCACGCCCAGCACGCCCGGCCGGCGCCCCCGCCCGGGCAGCCGGCGCAGCACGCGGAGGGCCCUGCGCUGCAGCCUCCUCCGCAGCCCCCGCGGCAGCUGCCCGGGCAGCCCCCGCAGCCGCCCCCGCCGCAGCCCGGGGCGCCCUGCGAGCGGGCCGCCGGCGGGCCGCCGCACGGCGCUGCCGGGGAGGGGCCGCGGAGGGCGCACAGCCAGCCGGCGGGCGGCGCGCCGGAGGCUGCGGCGGGCGCGUCGGAGGGCCUCGGCGCGGAGGGCCCCGUGUGCAGGGCCUCGCCCGCGCGGCCCCGGUCGGCGACGCCCCCCCGGGCGCGCUCGGCGAGGGCACGCCCGUGCUCCGCCACGGGGGGCUGUGGCGUGCCCACGUCCGUCAGGAGGGAGGAGGAGGACCUGGACCGAGAGCUGGAGGCGGUGGAGAUGGCGCUGAAGAGGAGGAACGCUUCAAGGCGCGACUUGGUGGCGGCCUUCCUUCGGAAGCAGCGCUUGGACUGCAGCCUCAAGCUGUUUGUGUUCGACGGGCCAGACGAACAUAUUCGACAGGCGCUGCUGCGCGAAGGCUCGGGCUGGAUGGAGAACAAGUUGCCCCGCUCUGCGGCGUGGAAUUUGAAGUGGUCCGUGACAGACUGCGAGAGCGACUACCGCGACCUUCAAGACGGGGACCUCUUCAACCAUUUCCAGAACAAUCGGGUGCUGACGACCAAGAUUGGACUGCACCACAGCCUGCGCCAGCUGGCCGUCGAGGAGCGUGUGGAAAUCGACGCGUUCUUCCCGCGCUGCUACGACCUGAGCAACGCGGCGGACAGGGACGACUUCCUGAUGGACUUCCGCCGCUGCGCCGCGGUCAACCUCCUGCGCCAGCACCGCCGCCUGCUCUCCGAGCACGGCGGUGCCGCGGAGAGCGGCGCUGGCGGCGAGCGGGCGGCGGAGGCGUCGAAGUCCGGAGGCUACCGGUGCAACGUCACCAUUUUGGGGGCAGCCCUGGUGGUCUUGCUGGAGAUGCUGCAGGAGUUGUGCGGCUCGCUGUCGGACGAUGAGAGCAUGCCCGAAGGCGGCAGGGGCCUCACUCGCAGGGAGUGGGACGCGAUGGUGUUCUACUCCGAGCUCGCAGACGCCCAGCUCCUGCGGCAGGCGGCGCUCACCUCCGAGCAGCCCCGGCUUCGCAACCGCAGGUUCACCGUGGCAGGCUUCCCCUUGAGUGCAGAGGACGUGCAGGACCAGGGCGACAGCUGUGAGGCGGGCUGCCCCCGCCGAGCUCAACGCCCCCUGCCGCUCGAGCGCUGGCCCGAAUUCUGCGGCCACGCCUGGGCGCAGGAGCCCCCUGCUCAGCUGCAGAGCGCCCUGGAGACGGCCCUGGGGAGGCUCGAGCUGGCCUGGGGGCACGAAGCCUGCGCGCAGGGCCCUGCGAACGCCUGGAUCGUGAAGCCUGGAACCAGCUCCAAAGGUUGUGGGAUCAUGUGCAUGAAUCAGCUGCCCGAGCUGCUUCACCACUGCAAGCCCGGCGCGAAUCGCAUCGUGCAGAAGUACAUCGAGCGUCCCUUGUUGGUGUACGGGGGGCGCAAGUUCGACAUACGGCAAUGGGUGCUUGUUAGGUCCUUUCACCCCUUGGAGGCCUACAUGUUCUCCGAGUGCUAUCUGCGGCUCUGCAACGAGACCUACGACAUGAACGACCUCGCCAAUCGACAGCGCCACCUCACAAAUUGGGCCAUCAACAAGCACGGGAACCACGCCGCGGAGGGGGCCAUCGCGAGCCUGUCGGAGCUGCAGGACAUCCUUCGCACGGCCACUGGUGCCAGCGGCCACUGGAAGGAGCACUUGCAGCCGCAGCUCCAGGGCAUCGUCCUGCAGUGCCUGCACUCCGUCCGGCACUCCGUGGUGACCCGGCCCCAGAGUUUCGAGCUGUACGGCUUCGAUUUCUUGAUCGGGGAGGACCUGCGGCCCUGGCUGCUGGAGGUCAACCUGAGCCCCGCGUGCGAAGCCCGCGCCCCGUGGCUCGCGUCCAUGAUGAGUCGCAUGGCCACCCGCCUCGCGGAGCUCCUGGUGGGCGAGGGGCCCUUCGAGCCGGACGGCGUGAUGCCCGACUGGGUAUGCGUCGCGGCCGAAGGCCGCGUGCCAGACGCGCUCGCCGUGGGCCCCGCGCCCACUGCCCUGGGCACCCCGGGCGAGGGUCCAGAGCUGGACGGCCUUCGGCCCGAAGACUCGGGCCGCCGCUGCUCGGGCUCCGAGGGCGGGCCGCCCCCCGGGGACACGGCCAGCCUCUGCGUCGUGGGCCGGAGGCUGAACCUGCGUUCCGAGCGCGCCUUCGAUCGUGCCUGGAAGCGACAGGCUGCUCAGCAGCUGAUCAACCGCGUCGCGCGGGGCUUCCUGGAGCGCGUGCGUCUGCGGCGCCGCCGCGACGAGCGGCUCAUCCGCCUCGCCAGGCUCGUGCAGGGCAGGUCGCGCAGCUUCCUUGCGGUGCGGGCCCUCCAGGACCUCAGGCGUCACCUCGGCGCAGUGGGGCUGCAGCGCCGCUGGCGGGGCGCGCUCGGGCGCCGUCGUGCCUGCGAGCGGCGGCUGGAGGUUCAACGGAACCUCGCCGCCACGCGGCUACAGCGGUGUUGGCGUGGCCGCGCGGCACGACGGUGGGUCGGCGCCUGCGUUCGACUGGUCCGCUGGUGGAGGCGCAGGCACCGAGCGAGGGCGGCCUGCGCCGUCCGCGUGCAGAGCGCCGCCCGCGGGUGGCUCGCCAGGCGGCGGUACGCCCGCUACCACGAGCGCGUCUUGCAGCCGACGCUGACGUUGUCCAGGCUGGUGGCGCUGGCGCGGUGGCGGCACCAGGCGGCCCUCUGCAGCGCGGGCGAGGCGGCCGUUCUCCUCCAGCGCCGAUGGCGGGGACUGCUCGGGAGGAGAGCUGCAGCACGGCAAAGGACGAAGCGCCGCGCCAUGGCUGCCUGGCGCGCCCACGCGGCGGCGUGCGUGGCUGCGGCGCGCCGCCUUCAGCGCUCGCUGCGGUGCCGCCUGCGGCGCGCGGCUGCCGCCCGCUGGGCCAGCGCGCGCCAGGCUGCGCGCCUGCGGCUGCAGCGCGGCUGGCGGGCGCGGGCGGCCAGGCGGCUUGCGGCGGCGGUGGUGCUGCAGGCUGGGUGGCGUGCGCUCCAGGCGCGCCGGCAUGCCCAUUGCCUGCGCCGUGCCCGCGCUGCUCUGGCCCUGCAGGCCGCCGUGCGCGGCCUGUGGGCUCGGCGCGCAGCGCGCCAGAGGCUCGCGCGCCUGGUCGCGAUGCAGGCCGUUUGGCGCGGCAGGCUUGGGCGGCGCAUGGCCGUGGCGCAGCGCCGGCUCGUCGAGAACAAGCGGCGGUGGCUGGAGUCGGUGCGCGUCGCGGCCCCGCCUGCGUCCGGCGGCGGCGGCCCAGGCGCGGGGCGGCCAGCCUGCCCGCAGCUUGGCGAGGAGGGCGCGCGCGGCCCCCCGCCGGCACGCCAGCCGAGCUGGGGGAGGCGGCAGGGCAGCUCUGCGGGCCCAGCGCCGCGCGCUGGUGGCGCUUGGGAGGAGACCUCGGACGUGUACGAGAGUCCAGGCGCACGGGGCGCACAUACGCCGCGCAGUGGAGUGGGUGCAUCGGAGGACUCGCCCGCGCACCCAAUCUGCGCGAGGAGGGGCUGCACAAUGGUGCUCUCGGACUACGUGAAGGGUGGGCAGUUGCAUUACGUGUGCGACCUGUGCGGUGGCCGCUCCUGCCAGGGCCACGUGACGGGCACCACGCGGCGCUGGCGGUGCGGCCCGUGCGACUACGACGUCUGCUUCCGGUGCUGCCCGCAGGCCCCCGCCCCGGCGGCCCCGCUGCCCAGCGCCCGCGGGCGGCCACCGUCCCCGCGGGCGGCGCGGCCCGAGGCCGCCGGCGCCGCGGGCGGCCGCCCGCAGGCGGCGCCCCCGCCCUCGGGAGGCAGUGCGCUGUCCGCGGCGCGCCACCUGCGCGCCUCCAGCGCACGCCACGUUGAGCGGCCGCGUGUCCCGGCGAGCGACGCCUCGGGCGAGUCGGGCGACAGUGCCGAGCCCGCCGGGCCUGCGAGGGAUCGCGGGCGCCCCCGCAGCGCCGCCCCGAGCGCGGGCGGCGGAGGGGCGCGCGCGUACCAGCGCAGCCAGGGUGGCAGGCUCCCGGGCCCGUGGAGGUCGUCCAGCGCAGGUGUCUUGUGGGCAUAUUUUGCCCGUGAGAUCUCGCUGGGCCUUCUUGGGUUAAUUCUGGAGCACUUCGCAGCUGUCUUGGUGAGGUCUCAGGGCCGUCUGUGGAGCCCCGCGGAGGCGCAGAACCGGGCUCUCGUUUCGAUGGCCUACCCCGGCUGA
Molecule: messenger RNA, 4710 nt
Organism: Prorocentrum cordatum
Lineage: Eukaryota; Dinophyceae; Prorocentrales; Prorocentraceae
Source: the annotation of a GenBank genome assembly